Molecule: messenger RNA, 2358 nt
Organism: Ooceraea biroi (clonal raider ant)
Lineage: Eukaryota; Metazoa; Arthropoda; Insecta; Hymenoptera; Formicidae
Gene: DEF8
Product: differentially expressed in FDCP 8 homolog
Source: RefSeq, a predicted model, not a curated record
UUAUUCUCAAUAUAAUCUCGAGCAAAGUUAGGAUAAUUUUACGCCUUGAUUUGCUUGCUUACGCAACUUACGCAACUUCAACUUCGCGCUGUGAAAACGCGCUCCGCGAUAAUCAGCUGCUUUCAGAACACACCCAAACAAUUUAUCGAACAUAACCUAAAAAAAUGGGCAUAGCUUUCGUAUUUCGCUUCUCAUGCCGCUCGUUUGCGAUGGAUUUCGGAUUUGUUGUCUUAUUCCCCAAUGAAUAAUGGCAGUUAGAAGUAUUGCACAUAUUUACAUGUCAAGGCGCUAAUUUGCUACAAAUUUAUUCAAGAAGCAUAUAGGUACAAAGACGGACAUCAUUAUCAGGAUAAUCUGUUUAUCUAACGAUAACAGUAACAUAAUACUCUUCGAAAAUGGUAGACAUAAAGGGCAAUUCUGUUAUCGAAGAGAACGAUCCGUACUAUCAAUCGAGGGUAAGGGCCGACAGUUAUAGUCCAGGAUCCUCGAGCCCUUCCUCAUCCUCGGACUAUGUAACGGGAGACGCGGAUAGUUCGGAUAGUAGAGGAACAAUUCCCCAGAGCUUGAAGUCUGUGGAAAUCAUGCUCUCGAUGUCGCAGGAGACCACUGAAGUGGAACUUCAGGAUAUGGUGAAUAGGUGCAAAACCAUGGUGCUGGAGAGCGCCGAGUGUUCGGACGAGCGUAAAUGGCUCGUUCGGCGAUUGAUUGAGUUGCGUUUACGCGUGCAGCAGAUGCGAGAGGCCUCGGACCAGAAGCUGUUGGAGACCCAGUUGAUAAUGGGCCAUCACUUCGUGCCGCAGAAGUACUACAUUAUUAAGACCGGUUCUGUUUACUGCGAUCAGUGCAGCGGAACGAUUUGGACGAUGUUGCAGUCGUGGUACAAGUGCAAUGAUUGCAAGUUUUGCUGCCACUGGAAGUGUCUCGCGAACGUGUGCCGCGUGUGCGUGCACGUAAUCGCCAGCGAGGCCGGCGGUUACACCCACACGAUGGAUAUCUGCCCCGAGCAAGGCCUCUCGAAACAGAAUUACCGUUGCGCCGAAUGUAGAGUACGGAUAACGUUCACUUUGUCAGGCGAAAUAUCACUGUCUUGCUUCGGUAAACCUAAGAACACAGAGUCGGCGUGGAUAGAACCGCGACUCUGCGACUACGAUGGGUUGUACUACUGUCAGAAAUGCCAUUGGAACACAGCCACGGUCAUCCCCGCGAGAGUGAUCAGAAACUGGGAUAUGGAGCCGCGUCUGGUGUCCCGCGUUUCGGCACAAUUUCUAACGCUCCUGGAGAAUCGUUCUGUAUUACCGUUGGAAAAAUUGAAUCCAAAGCUGUUUACCCUGGUCCCGGAUUUGGCGCUUGUAAAGCGGAUGCGAGAGGAAAUGCAGAUGAUGAAGAAAUAUUUAGUUCUGUGCACGGAAGCCGCCGUCCAGGGGUUACCGUGGAAAACCAGUCUGCGUUCGCACAUGGUCGAAAAUUCCAGUAAUUAUUCCGUUAAGGACCUUGUUGAUCUUCAGAAUGGCGUCCUCCUGGAUGAGCUUCGUAUCACGUACGACGCAAUGCAGACGCACAUCAUGCAGCAGUGCGAGCUCUGUAAAGCAAGGGGACACUUGUGCGAGAUAUGUGGCAACGACGACGUCAUCUUUCCGUGGGACGCGAGCUCGAUCAUUUGUCAGCAAUGUUCAGCAGUGCAUCAUCGCGUUUGUUGGUCUAAGCACAAUCAUUGUUGCCCACGGUGUCCGCGUCUACAGAAACGCCUUGCUCUGAAGGAGCAGGCAGCGGAGGAUAUAACGACGAUAGCGGAGAAUGUUGCGAAGGACUCUUAAACGCAGGCAUAUACAAUAUAAAAUAUAAUAUUAUCCGCAUAUAAUCGUACGACGAUCUAUACUUUAUACCUGUUAUUUUUCUUAAAGUGGAUCAAAGCGGUUUCGAAACGUCACUUUUUAUACGCUAAUCGAAAUACCUCAACAAACGUGUAGUACAGAAUUGUAUAUAUAUAUAAUCGCGCGAAUUCUUUUUUAUAUUAUUAUUAUAUCAUGCGAUUCCGUAAUGCGCGCGGUGCUAAUAAUCAUUGAUAUCACAAAUGUACAGACAUAACAAGACCCGCUAUAUAUCUUUUGAUAAUGACGCAAAUGACGUGUGUAAAAGCGUAUUCGAAGAUGUGUAUUUUGUGUACGCAAAUGGUACGGCCGUUGCUUAAACGCAGCGGAAUAGCAAUCAAUUAUGACGCCGUUUACUUUCGUUUACUCCAUCCCGCGCAAGAUCGCCGAUGAUAAAUUAUCUCGCAAUUGUGCAUAAGCGCGCAAAUCCAUUGAUAGCUGCAAUGAUCUGUACAAACAGGAAAGCAAAACAAAGUUAUAUCACACAUGC